AUGAAGGUAACUGCAGCCUCUCUGGCGGCCACCGCCACGGCUGUGGCAUUUGCUACAUCUGCAGCUGUCGGUUCACCUGAGCCCCCUCCUAAGCUCUCUGGGGAAAAAUUGGCCGAACUAAUGCAGUUAAGCCUCAGCGAAAUUAAAGACAGAAUGGAGACAAUCUUUUCGUUCAUAGACACAAACGGCGACGGCGUCAUCACCACGGAAGAGGCGCAGCAGUGGAGCACCCGCCUCAAGGACGCCAUGCACAAACACCAGGUUCGGCAGGAAUUUAUUUCGAUAGACAAGGACGGAGAUGGAAAGAUUACACUGGAGGAACUUGAGGUCACCUACACUGACGGCGCAGACGCGGCCAACCAGGAGGCUCACAAGGAGGAGGUUCAGAAGAGAUUCGCAGCCGUUGACAAGGACAAGAGCGGGAGCCUCAGCCUUGAGGAAGUGACUGUUCUCAUGGAUCCCGGCAAAGACGCGACGCUGAUGCAAAUAGAAGUGGACGAGAUCAUGGCAGCUCAAGACAAGGACAAGGACGGAAACAUCUCCCUUGACGAGUUCCUCCUCAACGAAGGCGGCACCCUGACUGACCCCGAGCGCGAAGAACUGACCCGCGAGUUCUCGACUUACGACAAAAACGGCGACGGCAAAAUCGACGAGGCGGAGCUACGCGCAGUCAUAGAAGACCCGCACGCCCACGACCUGCAGCAGAUGAUGGAGUCUUUGGCUGCAGAGAUGGAGGACGGGAAGAUCACCAAGGACCAGUGGACCGACAAGUUCGAAACUUUCUCGGUCUCCAUGCUCACAGACAAUGGGGAGCUCCUGCGAUUCCCCGAAGAGUACGAGGGGGUGGACCUCCCCUUCAAGGGCAUCAGCGUGGGGCCCGGGGAUGAGGACGCAGUUUCCCACGAUGAGCUUUAA
Molecule: messenger RNA, 915 nt
Organism: Eimeria necatrix
Lineage: Eukaryota; Apicomplexa; Conoidasida; Eucoccidiorida; Eimeriidae
Product: membrane-associated calcum-binding protein, related, putative
Exons: 5
Coding region: 1-915 (304 amino acids)
Molecular function (GO): calcium ion binding
Source: RefSeq, a predicted model, not a curated record